AUGCAACAAGCUAUUCUUCAUCACUUCCCAAAAGCCGACGUCACUUACAGAUUUACCAACAGAGCCAAAGAAAUGCUCUUUUCUCGCGAAUGUUUCGAGUUGGCAAAGCAAUCCAUUGCUCGUCUGUCCGAGCUACAGCUUACGGUUAAAGAGGCUGAAUGGUUAAAGGACAAUUGCCCAUACUUCACGGAAGAAUAUAUCAGCUACCUUCGUUCAUACCGCUUCCGACCAAAUGAGCAAGUAAAGAUGGACCUUCAUGUUACGAGUGAGCCAGGUGCGGAAGUAGAGGAGGGUCACAUUACUAUGGAGAUUAGCGGGCUUUGGGUGGAAACGAUACCUUACGAAGUCCCGGUUAUGUCAAUCCUGAGUGAGGCGUACUUCUUGACUGUCGACAGAGGUUGGACAUACGAGGGACAAGAAGAGCUUGCUUAUCAGAAAGCAAAGCAGCUCAUUAAGGCUGGCAUCAGCUUCAGCGAUUUCGGUACCAGGAGACGGCGUUCGUAUCAUGGUCAAGAUCUUGUACUUCAGGGCCUCAUUCGAGGCAACAAAGAAUUUAGUGGACAGGAAGCUCGUGGGAGACUCUCGAGUACAAGCAAUCCGCAUUUUGCUAUUAAAUACGGUUUAUCGCCUAUGGGGACAAUAGCACACGAGUGGAUAAUGGGUAUUGCCGCAAUUCAUGGAUAUGAAAACGCGAAUGGUUUGGCGAUGGACCUAUGGGAGGCAACAUAUCCUACGAGCAAGUCCAACGCGCUUCACAUUGCUCUCACCGAUACGUUCUCGACAGACGCAUUCAAUCUGAAUUUUACUACUGAUAGAGCACGGGCGGAGCGUUGGAGGGGAUUACGACAAGAUAGUGGUGAUCCCUUCGAGUUUAUUGUCAAGGCCCGGAGCGCUUAUGAAGAAAUGGGCAUUGAUUAUCGAAAGAAGGUCAUCGUAUUCUCAGAUGGCUUGGAUGUGGAGCUUUCCAUCAAAAUUCAGAAAGCAAUUGAGGAGGCUGGGUUCAUUGGUGCAUAUGGGAUUGGAACAUUUCUCACUAAUGAUUAUAAGCGAAUGGACAACGGACAGAGGAGUAAACCAUUAAACAUGGUUAUCAAGAUUGCUUCGGUUGAAGGGCAGCCUUGUGUGAAGAUUAGUGACGAUAUCACAAAGAACACUGGCGAUCCAGAAGUUGUGGCCCAAAUAAAGAAGAGGUUUGGAAUUGCGACAUAA
Molecule: messenger RNA, 1209 nt
Organism: Rhizoctonia solani
Lineage: Eukaryota; Fungi; Basidiomycota; Agaricomycetes; Cantharellales; Ceratobasidiaceae
Product: nicotinate phosphoribosyltransferase
Exons: 9
Coding region: 1-1209 (402 amino acids)
Biological process (GO): NAD+ biosynthetic process
Molecular function (GO): nicotinate phosphoribosyltransferase activity
Source: RefSeq, a predicted model, not a curated record